Magnolia sinica is the source of this 1110-nucleotide messenger RNA. RefSeq lists its product as uncharacterized. Bases 58 to 414 code for a protein of 118 amino acids. The transcript is spliced from 3 exons. The record is from RefSeq and is a predicted model, not a curated record. NCBI's taxonomy places the organism in Eukaryota, Viridiplantae, Streptophyta, Magnoliopsida, Magnoliales, Magnoliaceae.
AUCGGAAAGUCUCAAGCGUGUGCAACCUAACUUCUCUACAAGCCAACACAGGCCUGGAUGGAAGAGAUGUGCAAGAUCCAAGCUGUCCAUCAGGUGGGUCCCUACUUGUUGAUGCCACAGCUCAAAAAUCAGGCGAGUCCACUCCUUGGAGGGUCACCAAAAGCAAGGGACCUACACCCUACGAAUUCUGUGCAGCAAGACCCAUUUAGGAGUUUCUCUGUUUUAAGGACAUCAUAUAUCUUCACAAGCUGGGAAGAUGCCUCUAUCAAACAGAAUCUUAGCAAUAGGGAGCCUGCUGAGACUAUUAGGUGGAGAUCACCUGCAACGCAGGGUCGUGGCGGUAACAGGAGCUAUUCUUCUCAUUACAUCUCCUAUGGGACAUUUGGUCAGGUUUUGGAAUGCUGGGACAGGUAAAAAAGAGAUGGUAGCCAUCAAGGUUGUCCGUGGUAUUAAUGAGAAGAGAAAGGUACGCUCUUUUCUUUUCUUUUUUCAAUCAUCAUUUUAGGUCACUAAAAAUUGGCCACGCUUGUGUGGAUGUAACUAAGCAGAGGGAAGUUUUAGCCCCCCUUUCAGAUUUUUGGUGCAUGGACCAUAAUAUCAUCAUUUCUACAAUGGCCCCUUUCAUAAAAACUAAAAAACCCCUUGUGUAUACUUAUUGUAUUUCAUGCAUGCUAACUGUUUGAUGAAAUGGCUAAACAAAGAAUGUUUUGUGUGGAUGUAGCUGAGCAGAUGAAUAUGGUGUAAGUUUUAGUGGUCGGCUACAUAUUUGAACUCAUGCAUAUUUCUUCAACUUGUGCGUAUCUCUUCUUCAAAUGAGAAUGAAUGUUAAUGUGUGAACCCGGGACUGAACAGAGGUCGAACAACAAAGAAUUAAUGUGUGAACUUUAUGUUAUCUGCAAUUAGUUUUUAUUGGGAAUGCAUUUCUUAUGUUAUCUAGAGUUUGUGACCAACAAAUAUCCAUAAAUUUCAUACCCAUUGAAGUAGAGACUGGCUUUGCUCUUCUUGAUUUUCAUUGAUCACAUUGCGUCCUGAUAUCAGUUGCAACAGAACAAUUCCAAAUGAAUUAAACAUGUCCUUACAGAAACUAUGUCAUUCUCUGUACACUCAGGU